AUGGCAGCUUCAUGGCUCAUUCGUUUGGUUUUUCUGACUGUUAAUGUUCUGAUGGCAGUGGUACUGGUGAUAUCCAACUCGGACUUCUGUGCCAGCGUUUUUGAAACUCAAACAGGUAAAUUAACACCUGCGGCUUUAUAAAACGGUUUUCUGAAACGUUUUCUAAGUUGCAAACAAACUACCAUUUUUUUUUCUCAAAGUUUUCUUCAGUAGAGUCUUUUAUUACAUUUUUUUAAAUACCCAUUUUGAUUUGCAGUCUGUCUACUUUGAAUUGAGAUGACGAACUCGGGAAAAAAGCAUUUUAAUAGCAUUUUCUUUUCCCGACUUUCAAUCUGAUGUUAAAAUUACUUACAACUCUUAUCACUUUUUUUACUUCCGACGAUUCGCUCUUGUAUCAUAUCGCAAUUUUGCAAGCGAAUAUAUCUCCUCAUCAUAAAAGAUCAGAAAAUUGUUUAGCUAAAAAAAUGAAUGAAUGUUUGUCCUACCUUCAUGUUAAACUCUACUGUUUUUUGAAUAUUCCUCUGUUUUAUAUUCCUUCAUGUUUCAGACCAUGUUUUAGUUGGUCAUGUCAUGAGUACAUCAACUGUUGCUGACGAGUUUGAAUGUCACCAAAAAUGUCUCAGAAAUAACAGCUGCAAGUCAUUUAAUGUUCAUCCUGGUGCAGAUAUUAAUACAAACCACGUUUGUGAGUUGAACAACGAAACACGGAAGAUGAAACCGGACAAUUUCAUUAAGAAGAAAGGAUCUUCUUAUUAUGGACAAGUUAAGGUCAGAUCCACUGUUUGAACAUAAACUAUCGCUUUUUUAUAAAACUGUUAUUUAAAAAAACUCUAACAACUAAUUAGCGACCUUAAGAUCAGACGACGGCGACGGCAACGAGAACGUCAUAAAAGCAAUAGGUUUUUAAAACAAGCAAGUUAUUAAAAUAAGAAAAACAACAAGAAAAAAACAACUUUGCACGUGCAUAACACUUUGAAAAUGCCUAACUUCAUGUUUUAUAGAGGAUGUCAUUAAAACAUUCAAUCAACGACGAAAUUUUCUUUCUCUUUCUUAACUUGGAUAAGGUUCUUAGAAAUUCAACUCCAGGAGAGUUCGUGUACAUUCGACAAAGUAAGCGUGAUGGAACAAUCGCGAUGACGAUUGGAAAACGCGAAUUCAUUUUUAAGCGACGUUUUACCUGCCAUCGCCGUCCUCGCAUCUUAAGGUCCCUAUUAAAACAUUUGUUUACCACGGUCACCCUGUUCGGUUUUUUCGGAAUUUCAACAGACAAGUAUUUAAUUUCUUAGACUUUUAGGCUCAAAUUCUAUGGAGUUUUGAGAUCAGAUUCUUACGAAUUACUUGAUACUAUACGAAUUUAAGUGGUUAUCUUAGCAGAACUCUAAUAUCGUAAAUAGUACUUUUGACGACAUUGUCUUUUAAAUAAUGAGUUGUUGCACUGGUUUGCCUGUGUCUUAAGUACAUAUUUGUUUUUACCCACACGAAAAAUAUCGCGUAUGCCAGGGUAUAGAAAGAAGGUAUAUCAACAUAUUUAACAAUUAUCAUAAGUAUCAUCUAAAAAAUUAUGGAGAUCGAGGAGGGUGUUAUCCGCCUCGACCGCUAGCCAAUCAGAAACGGAGAAAUAUUUUGAAUAAAUAAUAGUUAUUUAUAUUACUUCUAAAGCAAACAAAAGUGGUAAUAACUAAAGCACAUAAUGACGUCAUCUAUAGUUGUUAUCUAUUGUUUGAUGUUUCUCAUUUCAAUUCCUUAUUUCCUUCUCAGGUUUCCUGCCAAGAUCUGCCCACCAACAAGAAGAAACAAACUGGUCAUUGUCAUCCGGACUACAGAGGAAAAAAAUGUGAAAUUCGUGAGUAACGCUUGUCUAUUUUUAAAUUUGAUUUUACUAUUGCCUCACGGAGGAGCAAAUAUUUACCAUAUAUAGUCAUUUGUUUUAUUAUCUGCUGCAGCAAAGCGAGGUUGGAAUUCCAAGCAGCCUGCUUAUUCAUGUAAGAGCAUCCGGGACUCUGGUGACUUUAAAGGAGACGGGAGGUACUGGAUCGACCCUGAGAACAGUGGAAACCCGUUGAACGUUUACUGUGACAUGACAACUGACGGAGGUGAGAUCUGUUCCAAAAAAUCUGAAAUCGUGAGCAAUUAUAGCUCAUUCAAACUACUUUUUCGUUUCUGGUUGAACUAUAUUCCCCGGCUUAUUCUUUAUAAACAGCUACCAUUAUCAAAUUUAAAGACAUUUAACGUCAAUUGUACAGAUAUCGUUUGAGAGAGGGACAGCAGAAGGUGCAGUAGCUCUUUUUUUUUUUUUUAGCAAUUCCUUUAUUUGGCCAAGACUGAAUAGGGUAUGGUUUUCAGGGUAAUACAAGUUUACUAAUUUAAGUCUUGAACAGGGUAUCCUCAUGCCGAGGUACCAACAAUAUAUUUUCAAAAAAAACUCCAAUUUCAUGAUGUUAAUAUAAAAAGCACCUCUAAAUUCCUUGUGUAAAAUGAAGUGAAUCAGAGUUGUGAAAUUAGGUCUCCUGUCUUUAACAGGGUGGCAAAAUAAACAAUUUUUUGUUUUAAACAGGGUUAGGGUUUGAAGGGUUCGGCGACUACUCCCCCCCCCCUCCCGGAGGAUUUCAUACGUUAUGCGUGGGAGGCAGCCGUUGAACUACUGUCUAAACAUAUCACUGUGGUAAUCAAUGACAACGGCGUACUAAAAUAUACAUUCCGAUGAAGCCUUUCGAACUAUUUUGCUUCAAAGACCUUCAAUAAACUUUGCGGCGUUAUUAUUUUUUCUUCUUCGCGCAUGACUUUAUUAUGGUGCCGCCUCGCAGCCUCGUGUCUGCUCGUUGGCAAUUAUUUGGAAUAGCUGAAGAAACAAGUUGGGGUGCGUUUCUUUACCAAAUAUACCAAAAAUGGAUUAUUGAUACAAAUGAUCUACAAUGGGGGUGGAUUCUUUGUAUCAUAUCCAAAACCGGAUACUUUGGAUGCAUGAUCCGAAGCGUUUCUUUACUACGGAUCCGAAAGAGUGAAUACAGUCGACGGUAACUCGAAACAAUUUUAAUACAUACAGCAGCUGUUUUGCAACUUAACGUUGCUCAUCUCAACGGCCAUUUUUAAACUCGAGGCAUGAAUUGAACGAUUCGUUUUAUCCCGCGCAAUUUUUAUAGGGAUAGUAAAAUCGCAAUACAAACGGGACUUGCAUUGGUCUAGUUCCAAACGGCAAGUCGAGACACUUCGCCGGAGCGAGUUGCAACAUUUUACAAUAAAAUUUUUACGAUGUCGGGACUGUUCAGCCAGAUCAAUCUGCUCUAGCCUGCUUAGUAGCAGGCGUCGAAAGGGGUAGGAGAUAGAGAGGAAGGGAAAAAGGAAGGGGGAUUGGGGAGAGAGGGUAGGGAACGCCUGCUAUAAGAACCCCCUUUUGUUCAUUGCUGCGGACGCUGGCGUCAGCAAAUUCCUGUUUGGCUGAGCCGUGAUGAAUAACUUAUUGGCGUGUAUCCUGGCGUGUAUUAGUGAGAGACAAACAUGAUGAAGCCAUCAAGGAAAUGUGUUCUACUGGCAUAAGCUUUGGAAGAUCAAAAUUACUCCAAUCAUGUAGCAACUUGAAGUUAAAACCCGAACUGGAACCAACUGUAAUAGCUUUGAAAAUAAUCCUGAAAGCCAUCACGUAAGGCCAGAAUCGCUUGAGACUUUUCAACCCCCUUACGUAUCAAGCAAGGUGAAGUAGAGUAAGCUACUUUUUGAACACGAUGACAUCCGAAAUCGGAUUUGCGAUGAGUUUCACAAGCGGUGUAUUUCUCAACCAAAAACCCAUUAAACAAACCAUCCACGAAUAACAGAAGAAUCUUAGUAGCGAGCUGCAUUUAAUUAAUUUUGUGGAAAAAGACAGUUAAAAGCAUCAUACGAUGACAAAAAAGUCCGUCAGCUUCAGCUAUCUGCGUAAACAUAGUUUCCAAAUGCUGCAAAAUAUUUCCACAUGAAUUCACCUGUCAAAUUUUGACCAAUCGGACAAAAAUUGGGAAUAGAGCAUGGCCAACGCAUGACUAUGGUGAGAAAUGCUAAAAGGAUCUGCCUUCCCUGCGUGUUAAAAACUGCCUAAAUUUUCGCGUCCGAAGUCAGUUUGAAAUCAAAAUCUUAAUUGGUCAGCUCAUAAACACAACUUGUUUCCUGUGCAUUGAAACAAAAUUGAGUUUGAGUCUGCGAAUAUUUGAAAACUAGUAACUUCGCAGUAGAUAACUUCCCAAAAACGUACACUCGAUGGGUCAAGAAAUAAGCCCGCGAUACGGUCAAGUGAUACUGGGCAGCGGAUACCCUGUUUUGACAACUGUCAACUGACCACGACAUGGAUGUGCUGAAUCAGGUUGCAGGCUCCCAAACUAGCUAGAAAGUGUGAGAUUGGUUUCCUGGUUAUGCAGACGGAGGGACGGUCACGUGACUACCAAAUUUUCUCGGGUAGAUAGAAGCACGCACGUCGAGCUUCGCUAUUAAAACAGCCAUUCUUAUCGAUUUUACAGAAUGUAGGACUUUAAUAAAAUGCCUCUUUAUCUUCACAUUUUUCUUUCAGGAGGCUGGCUCCUUGUUUCCAACAUCACGAUGGAAAGUUCAACUCCACCCUCUCAGCUGCCAGUCAAGACUUCAUACCGUGGAAUAACCAGUGAUCAGAUGGUUCUUACAAAAACCGCCAUGAAUGAGCUGAGAACACACUUGUCUUUCACCCAGCUGAGAUUCCACUGCUUUAAAAAAUAUGCAUGUACGUUCCACGUUACCACUGCUGCCAACAGCAGCGGUGAAGCUGUAGUCCAAUACUUCAGCGGUCAGACAGAUGUCCAGCCCGCCUCGUGUGGCUCAUAUGUCAUCAGGGAAAAUGACAACUCAAGGCUGGCAAGAGUUUGUCAGAAUUGGGGAUCGGAAAAUGGCGUGCACACAGUUGGCAAAUGGGGUCAUGGUCGAAAGCAAGACAGGCUGUAUAUAUACCCUGCUUUUACAGUUGGCAAAUCUCAUUGGUACAUGAACCCACCUAAUUUUCUUUGCGAUGAUAACAUCCCAAAUCCAACAUCUUCUAGCGAUUUCUGGAAAGUCUAUGUUCGCUAA
Molecule: messenger RNA, 5061 nt
Organism: Porites lobata
Lineage: Eukaryota; Metazoa; Cnidaria; Anthozoa; Scleractinia; Poritidae
Source: the annotation of a GenBank genome assembly